Planococcus citri (citrus mealybug) is the source of this 5945-nucleotide messenger RNA. It is a transcript of the gene raskol, whose product is annotated as Ras GTPase-activating protein raskol. Gene Ontology annotation, biological process: regulation of GTPase activity. NCBI's taxonomy places the organism in Eukaryota, Metazoa, Arthropoda, Insecta, Hemiptera, Pseudococcidae. Bases 674 to 4936 code for a protein of 1420 amino acids. The record is from RefSeq and is a predicted model, not a curated record. The transcript has 18 exons.
ACAACACAGUCGAGCUUGUAGCUCGUUUCGAUCGAAUUCAAGUACAUCUAGAACAGCGGUGACGCAUAGAACGCAUAGUGCGUGUUUUGUGUAUGUAUUUCGAUGUCCUGAUAAUUGAACCGAUUUUCGAAGUUCGGAUUUUGCUAAAAGCUUACGAUUUUUGGAUUUCGAUAAGUGAUUUUACGAUGAUCACUCGCGAUUAAAAUUAACAUGUAUCGGAUCAAGUGUGUGAUGUGUAGUUCGAUAAUGGCUCUCGUAUAUCGUGGUGCUAGUGAUAAUGUUCGAGUGUGUUUGCUUACAAUCUCAGUUACUUAGUCAGUGUUUAGUGCUCGUUCCACGUGGAGUAUGGUUAGUGUUAGUCUGUUGAUCGUCGUGAGUUCGGUUUUGUGUUUCGAUUCGAAUAAGUUUUAUUGUGAAUUUAAUUCGUAAUAAUACUAAUUAUCGGAUAUCCGUGUACUCGGAUGUGCAGUGUAUUGAAGAAGUUUAUAGUUUACCAAGUAAACGUAAUAGUGGCUAUGUAAGGUAAAGGCUUGGGUUUUUGUUACGAUCGGGUGAUAAAUCGUGGCCGUGGCGGACGAAGAACACGACGACGCUGUGGUGUGUGCUACACAUUUCGAUUGUAUAAUGUCCAGCUGGUACUGGUGAUCAGCAGCAGCAGAAGCAGCGAUUCAUUAUGUCGUCUUCACCGGGCACCGAUCGCGAUCAGAGCACCGAGAAUGGUACUAGAAGGAGAAGAUCGACGUUUUACGUACCUCUGGCGUCGGAUUGCGUUAAAACGACACCGACCAAGAGUGAUUCUAAAAGAACAACGUACUCGAACUUAUGCCGAAAAGGAUCAACAGCUGGAUCGAGUCGUGUAACGUCUCCGACAGCGAAAAAAGAUACGAGUACCGAGGCGGCGCCCAAGAGAAGCGUCCAGGCGACCAGAAGUUUGCCAUAUUCUGGAGUUGUGCCAACUUCGUCUUCGGCACCGGGCAGUAAACCUCGACUAUCUUACUCUCGUGACGCUACGAAAACGUCGAGUAAACCAGCGACGACGACGACGGUGAAACCGGUUGUCGCUGUCGAGAAAAUCGUCGAGUCGCCCAAGUCACCCAAGAUUACCGUUAUCAACUCCGCAACCACCGUCACUGCCGAUUCCUCUAGCUCUAACGAAAGUUCUAGUCAAUCGACCAAAACAAAGUCACCUUUGCUCAGAGUCUCCUCGAAAUUACUAUCGUCUUCGGUGCAAGCUUUGGAAGCGUUGAAUAAGAACGAAAAAUCAUCUUCGUUAGGAUCUCCGCUGUCUUUAAUUAGAAAAUCGUCGAGUAGAAAGUUAUCCAGGAGUUCGUCCAAUAUUACCAAAACCACCAAGUCUUCAAAGAGCGAUAAUCAGUCAGUGAUCACCUCCAGUGGAUCGGAUAUUUCCUCCAGUAUAAUUCAAAUCGAUCAACCCCCUAAUAAAGAGCUAAUCGAAAGUUAUUGCUCUGUGAAUGAUUUCGAGACGACGAGAAGGAACGAUGAAGAUAUCGAUGAUGGUGUUCAUUCAGAUACGUCUUACGAAAAGGCAUGUCGAAGAGGCAGCGCGCCGACUACUCCUGUAUUGGGUAAUAAAUCCCUGGAGCUUACUCCGUCGAAAAUAGUCAAUUUUUUCUCGAAAAGAUCGUUCCGAUCGAAUCCGUUAAAAAGGACAAAAAGCGUUACGAAACUGGAGAGAAAACGAACAACGGACGGCGAUGGGAAUGCCGUAUCGGUACAGCCUCGUCUACGUACAUCCAGAUCGCACGAGUCUUUAUUAUCGGGACAGUGUCAAAGCGCAAUGCAAAGCUUGGAUUUGAGCUGCGGAGGCGUCGAAAUAAAACCGCUACAUCCUUCUGUUCUGGGCCGAGAGCAUUGCUUUCAAGUCACAUUGCCGGCCGGAAACGCCAGAUAUUUUUCUUGUAGAACGGCCGACGAAAGAGAUAAAUGGGUUCACAGUUUGAAGAAAACCAUCCAACCUGACCAAGAACACGUUCGAAGAACUGACAACUCGAUGAAAAUAUGGUUACUAGAAGCCAAAGGCAUACCCAACAAGAAAAAAUACUAUUGCGAGCUACUUCUGGACAAAACGUUAUACGCGAAGACAUCGACCAAACAGAAGUCAGACUUGUGUUUUUGGGGCGAACACUUCGAUUUCCAAGGUUUACCUGCGGUAAACAUAGUCAACAUUCAUUUGUAUCGAGAAGGCGAUAAAAGACGUAAACGCGACAAGAGUGUCCUCGUCGGUACGGUGAGCAUUCCGGUGCACGAGGUGAGUUCACGAUACCUGACCGAAAGAUGGUAUCCUAUCGUUAUGGAAAAAGCAUGUCAGAAAGAGUCACCAGCGUUAAGAGUGAAAUGUCGGUUCCAAACUGUGGACAUUUUACCGGUGCAGAUUUAUCAAGAGUUCCUACAGUAUUUGAAAACUGAUUAUAAAACGAUAUGCGAAAUACUGGAACCUGUGGUCAGCGUUAAAGCUAAAGAAGAUAUAGCUACUUCUUUGGUACAUAUAAUGCAGAAGGAAGGAUUGGCCAAGAAUUUUCUAUCCGAUAUCGUCAUGAUGGAUAUUAAAAGAGUUGAAGAUGAAAGAUUGAUAUUCCGUGGCAACUCGUUGGCAACCAAAGCGAUGGAAGCUUUUUUGAAACUAACGGGCGAAAAGUAUUUGAAAAACACGCUGGAAGAGUUGGUGGAAAAUGUCCUAGAAUCCGGUUUCGAUUGCGAAGUUGAUCCUUUGAAGGUUUCUUCUGCAGCAACUUUGACUAAACAACAACAAAAUUUGAGAAAUGCGGUCGAAAGUACUUGGAAGAAGAUCGUCGAGUCGAGUUCAGCUUUCCCUAUCGAAUUACGCGAAUGUUUCACUAUGUUCCGCGAACAACUUACUCAAUCGGGCAGACACGAUAUAAGCGAUAAUUUGAUUUCAGCUUGUAUAUUUUUACGAUUUUUAUGCCCUGCUAUUCUAUCGCCUAGUCUUUUUAAUAUUACGCAAGAAUACCCUAACGAAAAAGGCGCUCGUAAUUUAACUCUGGUCGCCAAAACACUGCAGACUUUGGCGAAUUUCACCAGAUUUCAAGGCAAAGAGAACUUCAUGGAAUUCAUGAACGAUUUCCUUGAACGCGAAGCUUCCGCUAUGAAGCAAUUCUUGCAGUCAAUUUCUAGUCCUUUACCGAACGCUUCGGUUGUACCGUACGCAGAUGAUGGGUUAAUUGAUCUCGGCAAACAGCUCAGUAUAUUGCAUUCUCUUCUAUUGGAAUGUAUUACCAAAGUAGCUCCAGCCAAAAUGAAAGAUGUCGAUAGGCUGGAUUGCAUUUUACAAAGGGUCGGCAUUGCAAUGACUCAACCAAGUGGACUCAUACGUCCGAUAGAAAUCUCCAACGAACCACCGUUACAUAAUUAUCAUUCGCUUCAACGUAACAUAUUCAGGUAUAAUGAUCCGACAGUCUGCAUGAAAGGUAGCAUUUCAACGUUGUAUUCGCCGUGCAACGAUGCGAAUACUAUAUCCAGCCUCAAUAACAAAUGUUCCUCGCCUGGUGCAGUCAGAGCUGCGACCCUACCAAGACACGUAUACGGCCAUUCGUCCGCCGCCAAUCAAUUAUCUCUUCAUAGCGACGAAGCAGUUACCUCGUUCAGCAAUAAUCAUACACUUAAUCAUCAUUUUAACACUUCGCAAAUGCACGCGCGACCAGGGAACUUAAUGGUUCGAAACAUGAACGGAAAUAUGGGCAACGCGACACGUCUAGACGACUAUUCGGACGAAUGCGACUUGGACACACACCGUAAAGGAAGCCAAGUCAGCAUUUCAACGCUGUCCAACGUCGCCUCAUCCGGGUACCAGAGUUUCGCCGCCUACAGUCAAAGUUCCAGUCCGGUCGACCUUUCAGUAAAUUCGAACAAUUCGAGCAACAGUAACUCGAGUAACUCGAACGCCAACGCUAACGUGAACGGUAACUACGUAUCGACUGUAGCGAACGGCAGCCCGAACGGUAACGUCGAUAGCGUCGAUUCGAACGCCAACAUCACGUCGUCGAAUACGACGAAUGCGAAAAACGGCCUACCUCCGUUGGCGUUCACCAAUCCGGUAUACCAGCACAGGAUGAACCGUAAACCGCGACAGCGUUCGUGUAGCUCGUCUUCGGAUGAGAAUAAUGCCCAGAAUGGCGAUAUUACUAGUCCACCGAGAUUUCAUCCGGCUCAUCGAGCUCCGCGGACUAAUCCUCAGUGUAAUGGAUUCGCUCGAAAUGGAGCUUGGCGAGUGGCCACUCCCUCCGAUCAUAAAUUAGCCAACCGAACGAAUUAUUAUAAUAAUAACGUACCUGCUGAAAUCAUGUCACCUUACAGCGAAAACUUACACCAUAGAUUAUCCGUCGAUUCGGCUCGAGACGCCACCGAUUCAUCGGACGACGAAAGACAACCGAACACCGGCCGCAAUAAGCUAAGGGUACGACGUAACAUCGACGAGGUAUUCGAUGAUGUUUCACCACCUAUUUCAGCUUUCAUAAACGAGUAUGAACAAGAGAUAGAACGACUUCAAUCGAGCGUCGAUUUAUUGAAAUUGAAAUUAGAACAAGCAGAACAUCAGCUGGACGGUAGCGCCGGACCGAAUUCGUCUACUUCGAUAGUAGAUCACGAAGAAGCUGAAACAGAUAACAUGAAAAAUAUUAUUGCUAGACUAAUCUCAGUCGAAGAAGAAUUACGGCGCGAACAGCGUAAAAUGUCUGACACAUUGACUCACAAACAACGCGUGAUCGAAGCACAAGAGCACCAAAUCGCCGUCUUAGACGCCGCCAAUAAUAGACUCCUGAGCGCCCUUAAUCAGUUGAAAGAGCGACAGAAUAAUAAUAACAACAACAACAAUAAUAAUAAUAAUAAUAAUAAUAAUAAAUUGAAUACCAAUCAAAGGUUUCUCGAAGAAUUGAGCGAAUUGAAAAGUUCCUCCUGUUGAAGAAAUUAUUUAAACGGUUUUUUAUGAAGUACAAAACAAAAUAGUAAUGUAGCGUUUGACAAUAUACACGUACGCGUACUCGAGGAAGAUUUUCAAAAAGAUUAAGACAUUUAUAACGUAAACAAUUGAAAAAAAAUUUACAAAUACUUAGUCAUACUAAUAGUGUUACAUUACCAUUUCGAUUUAUAAAUUAUUAUUUUAUAUACUUUCAUUCGUCUUGACGCCAAAGUUUAUUUUUUGUAAAUAAUGAUCAAAAGUAGAUUUAAGCUAGACCGAUGUAUUUGAUAGAUUCACUUCGUGUUUUCCCCCUUUAUUUUUAUUUUUGUUCUUUUUUAAAUGCAUUUAUUUUGGGUUAUUAGCCAAAACUACAUGCUACCAUUCAUACGUAUGUGUACAAUAGAUAUUACAUUUUUAGAUUAUGCUUAUAAGUAUUCGUUCGUCACUUUCGUAUUUCUUUUUUUAUUUUAAAUUUUAUUAUUGAAUUUAUUCGUGUUUUAAAAAAUCGGUUUAUCGACUAUAUUUAUAAUAUUUUUUUUCUUUUACAAUAUUUGACUACCUUCUUGUUUCUUUGUUUUUGAAUUUUUUAAACUACUACUAUAAUUAUGUUUGGGUGGAUGGAGACUUGUCUAUGUCUAUGUCUAUGGUGUCGCGUCGUAAUUGAAUAGAACUGUUUUCAAAAUUAUAUAAUCAAAUUUAUUUAUUACCAUUUUUUAUCUAUUUAACGAAAAUGACAGUUUGCAAAAGUAGGAUACAUUUUAGCAUUUUUAUUCUGAUCCCUACCUCCCUAUCUUCUGCAUUAUACUUGUAUUAGAGCUACUUCUUGGACGAUUUAAUUUCGGCUUUGUUCUAUUUAAAACAUUUUGAUUUGUACGGUAAAUUUGUUUUAACAGUAUUGUUUUUUAUUAUUAUUAUUUAUGUAGAUGGUUAAUGUAUUUUAGAAUCUGUUGCACCUUUUUUUUCGAUGAAUUUCAAGUUUGUUUGUAUUUUUAAUAAAGUAUGUUAAAAAGUA